UCGGUUUUUCGCGGACCAUCUUCGGACGUCGUCGUCUCUCUCGUAUAUAAUAUAAAAAUAGUACAUUAUACAUAGAGAGAGAGAUCGGUGGGUGUCGCGCCACGAUGUGGCGAUCAAAUAAUGUGAGCUUGUUGUGCUGCUGCCUCGUCGUCCUCGUCUCGAUCCAGCAUCACGAGGUCAACGCCGAGGCCGGCCCGUCUUACCUGUCGUCCGAUGUCUCGCCCUACGUCCAGCAAUUUCAGACUCGCUCGCCGAGCGACCCGAGGCCGAGGCUGUCCGUCUCGCAGCAGACCCAGAUACUGAGCGACGUGCAGCAGCAUCGCGAGCACUACGUCGAGCCGCCGGAAUCCUACGCGACGACUCAGAUACCCGGUCUGCAGGUGGCGGAGAACAGCACGCCCUACUCGGCCCUGGCCCGCUACAAGGUCGACCGCAAGAAGCAGACCCAGCAGAUACAGCAGCAGCUGCAGAGCCUGCAGAAUCGUAUCCAACAGCAGCAGCAGCAGCUCAACACCCAGCUGAAUCAGCACUUCCCGGAUUACACGAAUAAUUUCAAUCAGCAUCAGCAACAGCAGCAGCUACAGCAACAGCAACAGCCGAGCGAGCUGAAGAACGCCUUCUUCAGGCAGAGCACGUAUCAGACUCUGCCGCCGAUACCGCUGCCCAAUCUGCCCGGCGACUUCUCCACGCCCUUCUUCAACGAGCAGCAGAACCAGCAGCUGCAGGAGUACUACGAGAAGCAGCGCCAGCUCGAGAUACUCCAGCGUCAGAGGGAGCAGCUGCUGCUGGAACAGCAGGAGCUGAGGCGACAGCAGGAGUUGCUGAGGCUGCAGCAGCUUCAGCUGAGGACUACCCUCUUGCCGACCACCACGAGUACGACUACUAGUUCGCCCCUGCCCUCUUCGGUGACCUCGUCGUCGAUUCUCCUGCCCUCGCCCACGUCGGCGAGGAAGAUCACCGCCUCGGAGAACGACAUAUUCUUGAGGGCCAUCGCGACGCACCAGAAGAAGUUCACGACCACGACCACGACCACGACGACGAGCCCCAACGCCAAGUCGAGCAAGUCCGGCGUACGCCAGGAGCGCAUCCAGGACGACCAGGCCAACAACAUACCCAAGGAUCUGCUGGCCCUGAUACAGCAGCAGCAGAACGCCGCCGUCGCGGCGGGCAAGCCCAAGCCCCAGAUCAAGUUCAUCUACCAGACGGAGAAGCCCCAGACCUCGAGCAGCAGCAGCAAAGGCAAAUCAUCAUCCAGUAGUGGUGGAGGCGAGAAGGACAGCCUGCUCAAGCAGCUGAAGCUCGCCCUGUCGCAGUCGACGGGCAUCGAGGACACUCAGCAGCGCAACGUCACCACCCGCGACAUCGUUCUGCCCAACGGCAAGAAGCUCCAGGUGAUCCAGGCCGGGCCCAACGGCAUUCUAGGUAACCAAGAAGCGACGACCAUCAAGCCACCCAAGGCGCUGUUCGACGAGCUGACCAAGGGCGGCAUCGUACCGGCUGGCGCCGAUUUCGAGGUGUUGCGACAGAACACGGACGGCAAGCUCGACGUCCUCGGCAACAAGGACAGAUUCCAGAGUCAGCCGGCCAAGAAGGUGACCUUCGUGGUGCUGGAGGAGCAGCCGGACGGCAGCUACAAGGUGCAGGGCGUCAAGGGUAACGCCGACAAAGAUUCCAACGUGGACGUGGACUCGAUCGUCGAGCGCAUCAAGAAGGGCGAGCUCAAACUGCCGCCCCCGAGUACCAGUAGCACGAGUAGCAGCAGCAGUACGAGAUAUCCCUCGUCGACCACGUCGACGACCAAGACGUCGAGCAAGUACCUGAAGAGCAGUAACAAUCAGCCGACGACGUUCCGUCCGACGAUCCCGACGACGGCGAGGACGACGACCACCGCAACGGUGACGCGUAGUCCCUACGUGUCGGUGUCGCCCAACUCCGUGUCGACCAACGACAAGUACGUGACCUCGGCCUCGUCCAUAUCCGGCCACGUGUUCAACUCCAUCGGCACCACGGCCAAGCCCGCCCUCACCGUCAAGUAUCAUCAUCCCAGCAGCAGCUCUCAGACCACGGCCCAGUACUCGUCGAGCUUCGACGCGAGCAGCAACGAGAUCGGCCCCUCCACGACCCCCAGCUACGGAUCGGCGUCGACGGCCGGAGGAAGUACCUACAGCGUCGAUUUCAAUGGAGCGAGCACGGGACCGAGACCGACGCCGCAGGUGCCGUCGACGCGCAUCACCCCGCUCUAUCCGAGCACGAGCGCGGGCACCACCACGCCCCAGGCGAGCUACGCCAACUCCAAGGAGAGCCUGAGCACGCUGCUGAGGCGCGAGGGACUCUUCGCCAUGGCCAAGUACCUGAGGCAGUCGGGCCUGGAUAGCGUGCUCAACGAGACCGGCCCGUACACGAUAUUCGUGCCGACGGACAAGGCGUUCCGCACGCUGCUGGUGCAGCUCGGCGGGCCCGAGAAGGCCGAGCAGAAGUUCCGCGACAAUCCCAGACUGCUGAGCGGGUUGCUGCUGCAUCACGUGGUGCCGGGCGCGUUCCGCAUCGAGAGCCUGCAGGACGAGAUGACGGGCGUGAGCCUGGCCGGCACCCAGCUGCGCGUCAACGUCUACUCCAUGCACGACCACGAGUGGAACGACAUCAGGGUGACGACGAUCAACGGAGCCCGCGUGGCGCCCAACAAGCGCGACGUCGAGAUACCCCAGGGUCUGGCCCACGCCAUCGACCGGGUCAUGUUCCCGCUGCCCGUGGGCGAUCUCGUCCAGACCCUGCAGGCUGAUCGCGAGCGACGCUUCCAGGACUUCCUCAAGCUGCUGCGCGCCUCGGGCAUGGAGGAGACCCUGCAGAGCUCCAAGACCUUCACCGUGUUCGCGCCGACGGAUCAGGCGUUCGAGCAGGCGCGCGCCAAGAACGGGGGGGCGCCCGUCUGGCAGGAGCAGGACGGCCCCGAGGCGGCCAAGGAGAUCGUCCUGAGGCACGUGAUACCCACCACUCUGUACACGGCCGGCAUGAGGUACUACCAUCAGAAGGAGACGCUGAGGCAUCAGGUGCCGCUCCAGAUACAGAAGACGGGAGGUCGCAUUAGAGUUAACGAAGGACACAUAAUCACGUACAACGUGCCGGCGACGAAUGGGGUACUGCACGCCAUCGACACCGUUAUGUGAGUGUGGGCAGCAGCAACUACGACAGCAGCACUACCAACCACCAUCAACAUCGAAGAGACAAAAAAUCGUGUAGAAAAAAGAGAAAAAAAUUAUAAUUAAGCGAGAGAGAAGAAAAAACAAACAAACAAACGAUCACACACAACGAAAAAGCCUUUGUCGUGGCUAUGUGUUUUAUAUACGUAUUGUAGUACGUGUCCGAGAAGUCGGAGGAGGAAAGCAAAAGGAUUAAAUAUAAUAGAGAAAAUUGGGUUGCGGCGAUGAAAUAAAAUAUAUAUAAAUGUACGUCAUAAUGCCAUAUACAGGAUGUUACAAGACGCGCGCACGCACGCAACGCGCAACGAGCAGCAGUAUACGCGCGCGUGUAGACGCAAUUGAGAAAAGAGAGAAAAAAGAAAGAAAGAGAGAGAGAAAAGAAAAUCCGGCAUAGCGUUUUCUCGAUUGAUUUACCUCAUUAGUAUUACAAACCUCUAACCGUAAUCGUUUUUAAAUAAAAUUACGAUAAUAUAAUUUUCAUUGUACGGAGGCACGCGCGCGCGUGCAAUUUUACUUUUUUUUUUUUUAAUUCGCGAAAGAGAUACACAGACAGAGAAACACGCGCGCGCGUGUGUGCUAUUUUUAUUCGUAUGUAACACACUUACUUGAAAAAUAAUAAUGAAAAAAAUAAAUAAACAUGAACAAACAUUCACACGCAUCUUAC
Messenger RNA from Trichogramma pretiosum, 3861 nucleotides. RefSeq names its product transcription factor kayak. The record is from RefSeq and is a predicted model, not a curated record. The transcript is spliced from 6 exons. The coding region runs from base 105 to 3164 and encodes 1019 amino acids. Lineage: Eukaryota; Metazoa; Arthropoda; Insecta; Hymenoptera; Trichogrammatidae.